Messenger RNA from Strongylocentrotus purpuratus (purple sea urchin), 4230 nucleotides. RefSeq lists its product as uncharacterized. Lineage: Eukaryota; Metazoa; Echinodermata; Echinoidea; Camarodonta; Strongylocentrotidae. The record is from RefSeq and is a predicted model, not a curated record. Gene Ontology annotation, molecular function: ubiquitin conjugating enzyme binding; zinc ion binding; ubiquitin protein ligase activity. Gene Ontology annotation, biological process: regulation of cellular response to oxidative stress; positive regulation of proteasomal ubiquitin-dependent protein catabolic process; negative regulation of protein phosphorylation. The coding region runs from base 296 to 3193 and encodes 965 amino acids. The transcript is spliced from 12 exons. Gene Ontology annotation, cellular component: cytosol; cytoplasm; ubiquitin ligase complex.
CGGGAUUGCACAACUCCAUGAAACUGAUCGAAGGGAGAAAAUACUAUAAAUCAUGGAUGAAAAUAGAUAUAUCAACCACUUUACAGAACAGAGGCAUAAGAGGCCCAUGAGGAAAAAGGACGGACGGGAAGGUAAAUCUUACAACAUUGUAAGUUUAACGUGCAAGAAAGAAUCUCGCCUGUCUUGAGAGCAGAACGGGACAACUCGGCGAAACCUUGCCAGCCCGAGGCCGAGAAGACCGAGACUUUACUCUUAGGUACCUUUUGUCAAGAAUUAGUUACCUUCAUAUCACAUCAUGGUGCGCCGAGAAGGGACCCGCUUUGGUAUAAAUACCAAUCACAACAUCAAGCGUCUGCCAUUUCCAUACAAGAAUGUCUACGCACAACAGAAUGUUGUUGUUGAGGCAAAGUUGGAUGCAGAAGGUUGCCAGUCAAAGAAACAAGCUGAGAUGACUCUCAAGAAACAGCUUCAGAAAGACACAUUUAAUACCCAACCUGGUGACAAGACAUCAAGGACAAUCCCGUUCUCUCUGAACAAGGCCAAGAGAUGGGAAGUUAUUGAAGAUAUCAAGGAAGAGAGUCACCAUGGCAACCAUUACAUCAUCCGAGAGCAUCACAUGCUUGAAAGGUCAUCUCGUUGGUAUGCUUCUCACGCCUGCGUCCAAGUCUUUGACUCCUCAGCUGAGACUCCGCUCAGAUCACCCAAGAAGAAAUAUGCAAAGGCUACCGACCUCAUCAAGAUGGACAAGACUGAGGGAGUGGUCAAAGAGGAAGCAGAUUUCGGAAAGAAGAACUGCAAGCGAUCAAGAAAGAGGAAAGCACGUCAGGUUGAAGAGGAAGCUGGAAGUUUAAUCCAAUAUGAUGUCAGUCGGGCCGCACCAAGAGAAACCUAUCAGGCCUGUGCUAUAUCUUCCUCUAAUUCAGGUUGCAGACAUAGAAACAGCAGGAAUCGAUCAAAGAAGUUAGAUCAGUGCAAAAUGAAUGACUCCUUCUGCGAUGGUUUGUGGCAACUCUCUGAUAAUUUCAUAGAUGAAGAAGAGGAGGAGGAGUACUUCCAGGUGGAAAACGAGGAUGUACCUUUUCAGAUUACCAUGGAAACCAAGGAGGCAGAGUCCUAUGAUGUUGCCAUGGAAGCCUUGGUGAGUGGAUCCAUGAGUUUAUCAGCUGUGUGUUACCUGGACCAUGGAAGACCCUCACAGUGUAAGCCAGUGAAGUCUACCAAGAAUCGGGUGUUCCUUGUUGAUGAGAAGGAUGCGUUGGCUGCUAUCCAAUACCAGAUCCCAAAUAUAGAGAAGAGGAAAGAGACGAGAGCCGCGAAGAGAGCCGCUAAGAGGCGAGCAGCCAAGAAUGCCAAGAAACAUGCCGAGGUGGAGUCAGUGAAGGAACCAGUAGAACCACCACCACCACCACCACCACCACCACCACCACCACCUACUGUCCCAGUGAAACCAAGUGAAGUCAUCACUGUACAGGCCGAUGAUGUCACUGAGGAAAACCUGAGAGGAAAGUUUGGGGAUCGCUUCAUAAAGGGUCAAUGCAUGCCUCCUCGUUUUGCCAUCAACAUCAGCGAGAGUGUCAUCGAGCAUCUAGCAACCAACCCUGGCAAUCCUGCUCUAUCUAAACUCCUCCAGCAGACUGGACACCACAUCUUCACCAUCCUGGAGUGUUCACUAGAUCCCUGGCAAGUGAUGAGACAUGAUGGGAGACUGGUGGAGAGCAUCAGAAUGAAGGUCUCUGGGGUCGAUGAAGGACAGGAGACAUUGACAGGUGCCUUGUCCCGACUGAAGAGUGAUAGAAUCACAGACGUGGUUGAUGCUAUAAGCCAGUCAGUGGCACUGCUACCAGCCGACAGCUACCUCAUAGAAAAAGAAGUUUCCUGUUAUAGCACCAAGCCUACCUUAGUUGUUGGUACUGUGCAGACUACGCUUGGCUGGCAUUACCAUACAACCAAUGCUAAUAAAGCUAUUCAAACAGCACAGAUAAAUGACGAGGAGCCUGAAGGUUGUUUGGUGUCUUGUGGGGCAUCCAAUUCUUGUGAGUCAUGUAGCAUCUGUUAUGAGGAGCUGAAUGAAGACUACCGGCAUGGUACUGCUCUUGUUGCCUGUAAUCAUUGGUUCUGCGAUGAAUGUUGGAGGAGCCAUCUAAUUACUCAGAUCAACCAAGGAAAUAUUCACAUCACAUGCCCUGAGUAUAAAUGCACCGCGUCUGUGGACAGGGUCACCUUGAUGUCCUUGGUGCCUUCGAGACUCUUCUCUCGUCACCAUACCAGCCGGAUGAACAGUGCCCUCAUGAGGCGAUCUGAGCUGCAUUGGUGCCCGAGUCCGUACUGCGGUCGAUUACUGAGUCUGUCCCAUCCAAACAGACUGGUUGCUGUAAACUGCGAAUGCGGUACAUUCUGGUGUUCCGGAUGUAAAGAAGAGGCUCAUUGGCCGGCUUCAUGCAAACAGGCUAAGCUCUACAGACGCGAAGCAAAGAAUUUGUUCAAGAAGAAAGUCGAAGAUGGAUGUAUUCGUUACAUCAGUGCUAAGCCUUGCCCUCGAUGUGGUUACCCAAUUGAGAAGUACUAUGGCUGCAAUGAAAUGGUAUGCAAGUGUGGACACUCUUUUUGCUGGGAUUGCGGCAAAGCCUUUGAUUCAUCUCACUACAAUUGUCAGUCAAGGAAAUGGCUAAAUAAGGUAUAUUCCAUUCAGCCUGAAGACAUUGUAGAAAAGACUGCCGUUGAGCUCGCUAUGCUCCAUCACAGAGAGAGGACCAGCGCUGCCUGCCAUCGUCGUAUCAGAAGUGCAAGGAAAUUGGCAACCAAGAUGUUGAAGACUGAGAGAGACCAAUCAGGGAAGGAUUCAGAGAGUACCUCAACUGUGUCUAUGACCACCAGUGAAUCCUGUCGUCAACUCAUAGAAAUGAAGCAAACUCUUGUUGAGGUUGCCAACUUUGUCUCAGAGGCUGAAUUUGUGUUGGAGCAUCUUGAGAUCUUGCUAUCAGGUUCAUCUCGUGAUGGCUACAGGAGGGCACUCCUGGAACACAAGACUAGGCUUCUCUUUAUUACAGAGAGACUUCAGAAGAUUUUCAAGCAAGGGGUUACUGUUGAUGUUGCAGAUGUGGAGCAUCUGUUAAACUGUGGGAAAGAUUGCUUAAGAUGGAUUGCAUUGUCAACCGCACAACUCACCAGAAGCAUCGAAUCAACUGAACAGUGAAUGACAAGCAGUGAACACAAUAUUUCUUAUACUCUCGCCUAGGUGAGGUUUUGAGGAGGCGAGUUGGCUCAGUCGGUAAAGCGUCUGCCUGUCGAACCAAAGGUCAAAUCCAACCCAGGCAGAUGACUGAAGCCUGCGUUGUGUGUUAACGUGCCCCAUUCCUUCUUUUAUAGCACAGGCUAUCCUAAGUGGAAAACACAAACACUUCGUCUCUCGGAUAGGAUGUUAAAUGGAGGCCCCGCGUAGAAGAGAGUCACCACCUUUGCACGUUAAGAACCCACGUAUAAGAGUAGGGGAAACCCUGGUGUAGUGGUCCACUUGCAAACCUCCAAUCAGUUACACUGGGAGGAGAGACCCAAGGGUUACAGUGAUUCAGUUCGCAUUUCGCCUUCCAGGCACAGGUGACGCCAAAUACUUAAUAAUAAUAUAAAUCAUGCCUUAUGAAUUGUAACAACAGACAGAAAGAUGUGACAUUGAAGGCGCAAUUUGUGCAAUAUUUGUUCUACAUUGAGACAUGAUGAGAUACAAUGAAUGUAUUCAAAUUAUUUCAAAAAUGUAAAACUUCAAGAUACAAAAUAAGCAAUGAAAUGUAUAUACUAGAAGAAACAAGAGAAUUGUUAUAUGAAUAAAUGUAUAUAGUCAAACACCUUAUUUAAAUGCUUUAGAGAUUGGACGAUAUAUGAAAGAAACAGAAUUGUGUAGCGUGUGACUGCAUACAGUGAUUCUUUACAGUUUUAAUCUUGUAGCAUUGGAUUUGUUAAACUUUGUAACACUGUUCAUACAUGAUGAAAUCUAUAUUUCUUAUAUUUUUAUAUUGUACUUAAAUGUCUUUCAUAAAUUCAUAUAAACAUGUAUAUAUGUAUAUUUGUAUAGAUAUAUAAUGAUUAAAACAAUUGAAAUACAACCCUUGAGAGUCACUCGUAGAAGAUAACUCUCAAGGAUUUUUAUUUCAGUAGUUUUAAUCGUUAUUUGUAUAGUACUAUGAUGGAAGAUUAUCCCAAUUAAAUUAUUUUUUAAUAUAUAUAUAUAUAUAUAUA